Dibothriocephalus latus is the source of this 231-nucleotide messenger RNA. The record is from the annotation of a GenBank genome assembly. Lineage: Eukaryota; Metazoa; Platyhelminthes; Cestoda; Diphyllobothriidea; Diphyllobothriidae.
GCGUGGAUAACGGCCCUUGGCACAGCUUCCAGUGCAGCGACCCUACCGAUUACAUUUCGCUGUCUGGAAGAGAAUCUGGGCAUAGAUAAACGCGUCACGCGGUUCAUGCUUCCCAUUGGAGCCACCAUCAACAUGGACGGAACCGCUCUCUAUGAGGCAGUGGCCAGCAUUUUUAUCGCACAGAUCAAUGGCAGGGACCUUGCUCUUUCAGAAGUCGUCAUUGUCAGGUAA